GUGAGCGCAAAAAGCUAUAGUAUUUUUUCUCAUCGCCUGCAGUUCGCAUCGCCUGACUUAUUUUCCACAACAAACAAAUCAAAAUGAGUUCCGCUGAGUACUACCCAUUCAAGUGCACACCCACCGUCUACCCGGCGGAUCCCUUCGAUCCCGUCGAGGAUGCGGCCAUUCUGCGCAAGGCGAUGAAGGGCUUCGGCACCGACGAGAAGGCCAUCAUCGAGAUCCUCGCCCGUCGCGGCAUCGUGCAGCGCCUGGAGAUCGCCGAGGCGUUCAAGACCGCCUACGGCAAGGACCUGAUCUCGGACCUCAAGUCCGAGCUGGGCGGCAAGUUCGAGGACGUGAUCCUGGCGCUGAUGACGCCGCUGCCCCAGUUCUACGCCCAGGAGCUGCACGACGCCAUCUCGGGCUUGGGCACCGAUGAGGAGGCCAUCAUCGAGAUCCUCUGCACUCUGUCCAACUACGGCAUCAAGACGAUCGCCCAGUUCUACGAGCAGAGCUUCGGCAAGUCCCUGGAGUCCGACCUGAAGGGCGACACCAGCGGCCACUUCAAGCGUCUGUGCGUUUCCCUGGUCCAGGGCAACCGCGAUGAGAACCAGGGUGUGGACGAGGCUGCUGCCAUUGCCGAUGCCCAGGCGCUCCAUGACGCCGGCGAGGGACAGUGGGGCACCGACGAGUCGACCUUCAACUCGAUCCUGAUCACCCGCUCCUACCAGCAGCUGCGCCAGAUCUUCCUGGAGUACGAGAACCUCUCGGGCAACGACAUCGAGAAGGCCAUCAAGCGGGAGUUCAGCGGCUCCGUGGAGAAGGGUUUCCUGGCCAUCGUCAAGUGCUGCAAGUCCAAGAUCGAUUACUUCUCGGAGCGCCUGCACGACUCCAUGGCCGGUUUGGGCACCAAGGACAAGACGCUGAUCCGCAUCAUCGUCAGUCGCUCGGAAAUCGAUCUGGGUGACAUCAAGGAGGCAUUCCAGAACAAGUACGGCAAGAGCCUGGAGUCCUGGAUCAAGGAGGAUGCCCAGACCGAUAUUGGAUAUGUUUUGGUCACGCUUACAGCUUGGUAGACGGAUGCAGCCAGAAUAUACGAAUAUUUGAGCAAUAUUCCCACUGCUAAAAUAGAAAAUGCCAAAAAAAUCAAACGAAAACAUUGCAUUUCCCCAAUCAAAAUAACAAAAGCGGAGAACAAAUGAAAUUAUCUAUUUACAAAUGAGAUGUGUUCUAAAAAUCCAAUCUGCGAAACCUUUAGUAUUUUCCCUCUGUGCAAUAACGUCUAACGUCCAAGUCUUUAUCUUCGACUACGAUUAUUUAACAAUUUACGUACUUUAUUUUGUAUACAUGUCUUUUAUUGUAAAUUAUUUUGCAUCGAACUCGUAUGUAUAGUUUGUGCUUGUAUUAACUAAUAAAGUUGGCUUACACUCAA
This is a messenger RNA of Drosophila ficusphila, 1414 nucleotides long. Its product is annotated as annexin B9. Gene Ontology annotation, cellular component: cytoplasm. NCBI's taxonomy places the organism in Eukaryota, Metazoa, Arthropoda, Insecta, Diptera, Drosophilidae. The record is from RefSeq and is a predicted model, not a curated record. Gene Ontology annotation, molecular function: calcium ion binding; calcium-dependent phospholipid binding. The coding region runs from base 84 to 1058 and encodes 324 amino acids. The transcript has 5 exons.